Messenger RNA from Chaetomium strumarium, 1621 nucleotides. RefSeq names its product S-adenosyl-L-methionine-dependent methyltransferase. Gene Ontology annotation, molecular function: methyltransferase activity; nucleic acid binding. Gene Ontology annotation, cellular component: cytoplasm. The record is from RefSeq and is a predicted model, not a curated record. The coding region runs from base 209 to 1585 and encodes 458 amino acids. The transcript has 4 exons. Gene Ontology annotation, biological process: methylation. Lineage: Eukaryota; Fungi; Ascomycota; Sordariomycetes; Sordariales; Chaetomiaceae.
CCGAUUCACACAAAAUGGACCUCGAGUCUGUGAAAGUGAGUCAAACGGAGCUAAGCUGCAUCUUGUUAAAUCUCCCAAAGCCAAACUUAGGAACGCUCUUAACUCUUAAAGAGAUAAGGGCCAAUGGAGCUAGACUCAUAGUUACAAUCGUCUACACAACACCAGAGGGCAGAUCGCAGAACCCCUGAGGGGUAGACCGAAGGAAGAAAUGGAAUUUCUCAUUCGCUUUUCUCAGUCUCAUGAGACGUUCCGCCUCCCAGAGAUCCAGGCAUUAGCAUUGAUCGAGGGCAUCGAUAUGAGAAUCGUCUCAUACAGCCUCGAAUCUCCCUUCUGCAUCGUCAGCCUCCCAUCUGGAGAUGCUGCCAAACGCCUCAUCCGGCGCUCUAUCCUCGCCAUGUCGAUCCACGAGCUCUGGGGCUCGGGGUCGGAUCUCGACAAGGUGCAUUCAGCCGUGCGCUCAACCACAUCCCACCUCUGGUCCAAGUACAUGACCUGCUCGUUCAAGUUCACAAUCGACUCGUACCAGGGGUCCCGCACAUCCGACGACAAAAUCCGCAUCAUCAACUCGUUCGCCUACCUCGGUUUCGCUGGUCCCAUCAAGAUGCGCGGCCCGGACGAGGAGUUCAUCCUGUUUGAGGACUGGGAGUUCAACUCGACGCCGCUCGGCAUCCCGGAUCCGAAGUACUACUACUUCGGACGGUAUCUGGGGAGCGGUGCGCGGGAGCUGCCUAAGAAGCUGGACCUCAAGAAGAGGAGGUACAUCAGUACCACGUCCAUGGACGCCGAGCUCGCGUUGGUGACGGCUAACUUGGCGCUGGCGGCGCCGGGGAAGAUCAUGUAUGACCCGUUUGUGGGAACGGGCAGUUUCCCGAUCGCAUGUGCACAAUUUGGGGCGGUGACGUUCGGAAGUGAUAUAGAUGGGCGGAGUAUUAGGGGGGAUGAGAAGAAAAGGACGCUGAGGGGGAAUUUCGAGCAGUAUGGACUGCUUGGGGGCUUGGGUGGGAUGUUCACCGCGGACUUGACCAACUCACCGAUUCGAAGGGCCGAAUUGCGGUAUGAUGGGGAUGGUGUGACCGGACGGGUGUUUGACGGAAUUGUCUGUGAUCCGCCGUACGGCGUGAGGGAGGGUCUGCGGGUCCUAGGGGUGCGAGAUCCGGAGAAGUGCCCCUGGGUGAUACCCAAGGGGAAGGAAAUGUACAAAAACCCCGAUUUUAUUCCGCCAAGAAAGCCCUACAGCUUCCAAGCUAUGCUGGACAAUAUUCUUCAGUUCUCAGCCCAGACCCUGGUUGACAAUGGCCGGUUAUCGUUCUGGAUGCCAACCGCAAAUGACGAAGAUCAAGAGAUCCCGGUGCCAACACACCCAUACCUCGAGAUGGUCUCCGUCUGCACUCAGCCGUUCAACAAAUGGUCCCGACGACUCAUAACCUACCGCAGAAUACCCGACGUAGAAGUCGAUCCUGAGGCGAUGAAGGCGCGCGAGGAGGCAAAGCCGGUUGGGAAGACGGCUGACGAGCUGAAUCCGUUUCGCAAGGCGUAUUUCAACGGAUUCGAGUCGGCUGAUAAAGGACCUGAGCAUCCGUCUUAGAUACCCAUCUCCAUCAAUAAUCAUGUUAAACAAGAG